Molecule: messenger RNA, 2696 nt
Organism: Drosophila montana
Lineage: Eukaryota; Metazoa; Arthropoda; Insecta; Diptera; Drosophilidae
Gene: Mtpalpha
Product: monolysocardiolipin acyltransferase Mtpalpha
Exons: 5
Coding region: 159-2525 (788 amino acids)
Biological process (GO): fatty acid beta-oxidation
Cellular component (GO): mitochondrial fatty acid beta-oxidation multienzyme complex; mitochondrion
Molecular function (GO): (3S)-3-hydroxyacyl-CoA dehydrogenase (NAD+) activity; enoyl-CoA hydratase activity; NAD+ binding
Source: RefSeq, a predicted model, not a curated record
UGUCGGCACUUGCAGUGUGCAACAAGUCUAUUAAUUUGCCACAUAGUUUUUAUACAACAGUUUUUAUAAUAUUCUUUUUAAUUUUAACCAAGCAUAAAGUGCAUAACCAACAGUUAAUAAUAAGUUUAUAAAAGUAUCUGCGAACAAAAAGCUGUGUAAUGUCGGCAACGAGAUUUCUGAGUGCAAUCGGCCAAAUUUCGAGACAGCAAUUGCUGCAGAACAGAUGCGCUAGAGCAUAUCCUGCUGCUGCACAACUCCAGCGUCGUCUAAUGUCCACAAAUCCAGCGCCGAAGCUCGCCCCGGCUGCCGAAGGCGUCAACAAACACCUGCACACCAAAGUGGUCAAUGGGGUGCUGGUCAUUAAGUUUGACUCGCCCAAUGCCAAGGUCAACUCGCUGGGCAGGGAGGUAAGCGAUGAGUUCGAACGUGUGAUUAAGGAUCUGGAGACCAACCCCUCGGUCAACUCGGCGGUGCUUAUUUCGGGAAAGCCGGGCUGCUUUGUGGCUGGCGCCGAUAUUGGCAUGCUGGAGGCAUGUCAGACAGCCGACGAAGCGGCCCUCAUCUCGCACGGUGCUCAGCUGAUGUUCGAGCGCAUGGAGCGCAGCCGCAAGCCCAUUGUGGCCGCCAUCAGCGGUGUCUGCCUUGGCGGAGGCUUGGAGCUAGCGCUGGCCUGUCACUAUCGCAUUGCCACCAAGGAUAACAAGACGAAGCUGGGUGCGCCGGAGGUUAUGCUGGGUCUGCUGCCUGGCGGCGGCGGCACUGUGCGUCUCCCGAAGCUGACAUCAGUGCCCACCGCGUUGGACCUGGAGCUGACAGGCAAGCAGGUGCGUGCUGAUCGGGCCAAGCGCUUGGGCAUUGUCGAUUUGCUGGUCGAUCCCAUUGGACCUGGCCUACAGCCCGCGGAACAAAACACCAUGGAGUAUCUGGAGAAAACUGCUGUGCAAGUGGCCAACGAUUUGGCCAGCGGUAAACUGCGCAUCAACCGCGAGAAAACGGGCUUGGCCAAUAAGCUGCAAGCACUCGUAAUGGACACAGAUUUUGUUAAGAACAAAAUCUUUGAUACAGCGCGCAAACAAGUGAUGAAGGCCACUGGUGGUCUCUAUCCUGCGCCCCUCAAGAUCCUUGAAGUGAUUCGCGCUGGUGUGGACAAGGGCGCCGAGGCUGGCUACGAGGCGGAGCGCAAAGGCUUCGGUGAGCUCUCGGCCACACCCGAAUCAAAGGGCCUCAUCGCACUUUUCCGUGGCCAGACCGAGUGCAAGAAGAAUCGCUUCGGUAAGCCCCAGCGUCCUGUGAAGACUGUGGGCGUGCUAGGGGCUGGUUUAAUGGGCGCCGGCAUUGUGCAGGUCUCCGUAGACAAGGGCUACAACGUUGUCAUGAAAGAUGCCACCGACGCGGGCCUAGCACGCGGCAUAGGUCAAGUUCAGAAGGGCCUGGAAACGGCUAUUAAGCGCAAGCGCAUAUCGGCACUGGAACGCGAUCAGACGCUCGCAAAUUUGCUGCCCACGCUAAACUACAACGACUUCAAGACAGCCGACAUUGUGAUUGAGGCUGUUUUUGAGAAUAUAGAGAUUAAGCAUCGUGUGAUCAAGGAGCUGGAGGCUGUGGUGCCAGAGCAUUGCAUCAUCGCCACCAAUACCAGCGCCAUUCCCAUAACAAAGAUUGCAGCUGGCAGUUCGCGUCCCGAGAAAGUGGUGGGCAUGCAUUACUUCUCGCCCGUGGACAAAAUGCAGCUGCUGGAGAUCAUCACGCAUCCAGGCACCUCCAAGGACACGGUUGCCCAGGCUGUGGCUGUUGGUCUCAAGCAGGGCAAAGUAGUGAUCACUGUGGGCGAUGGUCCUGGCUUCUAUACGACGCGCAUUCUGGCUACCAUGUUGUCCGAGGCUAUUAGACUGCUGCAAGAGGGCGUGGAUGCCAAGGAGUUGGAUCAGUACACCAAGAAGUUUGGUUUCCCAGUAGGCGCUGCCACACUGGCUGAUGAGGUGGGCAUUGAUGUGGGCUCCCACAUUGCCGUGGAUUUGGCCAAAUCGUUCGGGGACCGCUUCAGUGGCGGCAAUCUGGAGGUCAUGCAAGAUCUAGUUUUGGCCGGUUUCCUGGGCCGCAAAUCUGGCAAGGGCAUUUUCUUGUAUGAUGGCAAGAGCAAGGGAAGCCGUCCAGUGAAUACUGAUGCUUUAGAGAUUGUUAAGCAAAAGUAUUCGCUGGUGUCCAAGGGUGCCAAUUCACCUGACGAUCUGACACUGCGCAUGGUGUCCCGCUUUGUUAACGAGGCAGUUCUGUGCCUGGAGGAGAAGAUUCUAGACAGCCCAUUGGAGGGUGAUGUGGGAGCCGUAUUUGGACUGGGCUUCCCACCAUUCACAGGCGGCCCCUUCCGCUGGGUUGACCAGUACGGUGCUGGGAAGUUGGUCAGCAAAAUGCAGUCCUACGCCGAUCUGUAUGGCGCACCAUUCAAGCCAGCCCAAACACUGCUCGAUAUGGCCAAGGAUCCAUCAAAGAAAUUCUAUCCCAAGACUGGCGCUUCAAAGUUGUAAACGACAACAAUAAACGAAAUAUAGCUUUAAAGUGAAUUUGUAGCCUUAUAUCUUAUGCAUUUCUCUAACAAAAUACUUUGGAGUAGUCCCCACUGCCCCCGCUCCCCGCUCUUUGAUGAAUUGUUGAAGUUUUCAGCUUUAUAAUAAACUAUAUCAUGUAAUAUUUUCAUA